UGUUCGCCUGCUCAGAAUCACAUGCCAUAGAGAGAGAGUAGCAGUUGCUUAGCAAGUAGGUUAGCUCCAAUAGCUACCAGUUCCUUAUCAUCUGGCCAGCCAAAAUUCUUAAUUUUCCUCUACUUUGGUGCUCAACGUAUUCGCCACGAUGUUCGAGGAAGCAAGCGAGGUGUUCGAUAACAUGUUUAAAACAUCGUUUCCCUUGACUUUUAUUGUAUUUAUUCCUGCGGUGCUGAUUCUUGUGUCACCGCUCCCAGCUGAUGCAGCGCAUGAAUUCACUGUGUAUCGCAUGCAGCAGUACGACCUACAGGGACAGCCCUAUGGUACCAGGAAUGCUAUCUUGAACACGGAGGCCCGUUCUGUGGAGGCAGAGGUCCUCAGUCGUCGCUGUGUUAUUAUGCGGCUGGUGGACUUCUCGUAUGAGAAGUACCAGAAAGCCCUGCGCCAGUCGGCUGGGGCUGUGGUGAUAAUCCUGCCCAAGAACAUGUCUACUAUGCCUCAAGACAUAGUACAACAGUUCAUGGAGCUGGAGCCAGAGAUGCUGGCCACAGAGACCAUCGUCCCGGUGUACUUUGCACUGGAGGACGAAGAGCUGCUGUCCAUCUACACCCAGACCCUGACGUCCUCACCCACCCAGGGGUCCUCCACUGCUGCAGAAGUGCUGCUGCAUACUGCCACAGCCAACGGCUUCCAGAUGGUGACCAGCGGGGCCCAGAGCAAAGCCAUCAGUGACUGGGCCAUCACUAGUCUGGAGGGGCGGCUGGCCGGGGUCGGAGGAGAAGACCUGCCCACCAUCGUCCUGGUCGCUCACUACGACGCGUUCGGCGUGGCUCCGUGGCUGUCCUACGGUGCGGACUCCAACGGCAGUGGGGUGUCCAUGCUGCUGGAGCUGGCGCGCCUCUUCUCCAGGCUGUACACCUACAAGAGGACCCACGCUGGGUACAACCUGCUGUUCUUCGUCUCUGGCGGAGGGAAGUUUAACUACCAGGGAACUAAGCGUUGGCUGGAAGACAACUUGGACCACACAGACUCCAGCCUGCUGCAGGACAACGUGGCGUUUGUGUUGUGCCUGGACACCCUGGGCAACGGCGAUGGGCUGCACCUCCACGUGUCCAAGCCCCCCAAGGAAGGAACCCCCCAGCACGCCCUGCUGAGGGAGCUGGAGUCGGUGGUGGCCAGCCAGUACCCGGAGCUCAAGUUCUCCAUGGUGCACAAGAAGAUCAACCUGGCCGACGACACGCUGGCCUGGGAGCACGAGCGCUUCGGCAUCCGCAGGCUGCCCGCCUUCACGCUGUCCCACCUGCCCUCCCACCGGCUGGCGGAGCGCUCCAGCAUCAUGGACGUGCGGUCAGUGUCCCCCUCCUCUCGCCACGGAGCGGGACUGCCCCCUGCUGGGCCUCAUGUCGACCUGAGGAAGCUGAGCAGGAACACCAAGGUGGUGGCCGAGGCGCUGGCCAGAGUCAUCUACAACCUGACGGAGAAGGUGAACGCUGAGGGUGUCCCAGAGGACCUCCAGAUCUUCACUGAGCAGAUGCAGGUGCAAGAGGAGCAGCUGUCGUCGGUGGUGGACUGGCUGACGGCUCAGCCCCGCGCAGCCCAGCUCCUGGACAAGGACAGCAGCGUGGUGUCCACCCUGGAGCACCAGCUGGGGCGCUACCUGAAGGACGUCAAGAGGCACUACGUCAAGGCGGACAAGAGGGAUCCGGAGUUUGUGUUCUACGAUCAGCUGAAGCAACAAAUGAAUGCUUACAGAGUAAAGCCUGCCAUUUUUGACCUGCUACUGGCGUUCUGUAUAGCAGCCUAUCUGGGAGUUAUGUAUCUGGCCAUCCAGAACUUCGGCCUCCUCUACAGUGUCAUCCGUAAAGUCACUCAGCCCAAGGCCAAGACCCACUAGACCUCUUAGCCCGCUCAAUCCCUUCCCCCCACACUCCCCCUCUGAGCUCCGGCCAAUCAGAACCUGAGGCCGGGCCAUGCAGCUGUGUUUGUAUGUACUUCGGUAGGUGUGUGUGUGUGUGUGUGUGUGCGUGUGCGUGAGGGAGAGAGACUGCCUGAUGUUUUCUUUUGAAUCAACAUUGUCAUUACCCUCUCGCUGAUGAAUUUAACACAUUUUUAAAAAACAUUAACACUUUGGGGCUCAUUUUUGACAAAAAUGCCAAGAUUUAUUUUUCUCCCCGUCUUCCUGCCUUUUUUUUUUUCCUGUUUUUAUAUCUUUUUUUCUUUUCUUUUUUUAACCACCAGUUUUGGGUAAUCAGUAAAUCCCCCAAUUGCACUCAGCCUGGGGUGUCUGUCUGUGCAGUCGGGUCAGACGGACGCACCGUGAGACGGCUGGGACAGGCUGAGUCCUGGACCCCCCCUGUGAGGUCUCUCCCUGGCCCUCCCUGGUGGGUCGAUGGGGGGGGGGGUAGCCCAGUACAGGCUGGCCGUUAACCCGGCUCUCGGAGCCUGAGUGUUACUCUGCCAAACCGAACUGGAAGGGCUCAGGCUUCAUCAGGCAGCUAGAGGGAGAUUUGAGUUCUGUGGAGGUCAGAGGUCGCCCUGUAAUCUGUAUUGAAAUGUGUCACAUUCGUAACACUCAGUAAUGACUUCAUUUUUUUUUUAAGGAUGGUUUAACUUAUCGGAAGGCCUGUCCGAAUUAAUGUGAAGAUUGUGUGUAGAUAACCCGGCUUGAUUGCCCUUUUUUAGUACGCUUAAACAAUUGGAGCGGUUAUGAUGAUAUGCUAAUGAAUUUCCUUGUUCUCCUCCUGUAUGAAAUUAAAUCCCAUUUUUGAAUACGAUUUCGGUAAAAAAAAAAAAUAAUGCAAAAAAAAAGAAAUUAUUUGAUCAUUGAACAAACAUCAGAGACCUUUGUUGCACUUAAUGUUUGUUUUUUCUCACUAAUGUUUUUUAAAAAAUUGUCAAUUCAUACUAAUGUACUCUACUCUACCUUAACCCUAAAUCCUGCUGUCUGCGAUUUUGCUGGGCUGUUAAUGGUUAACGAUCAUGGCCACUUGAUCUUGUCAGCCCAUGCAUGUGUUGGACGUGGGGCAUUCUCUCACACAGUGCCACCAUAACACCGUAGGACACAAGGAACCAAGCCGAAAAGCCAGGCCAUGUUGAAUGUCAUUGUGAUCCAAUUCUUCAUGUUAUUGCUGGAGGUGUCACUAUCGGUAUCAGAUAACAGUAUGUUCAGGUCAAGACGUUUUGGUGACAACCAUUGCUUUACUGCAUUUGAUUAAAUCCGUGUUCCCUGAUCUUGUCAAGAAUGCAUAUUGCUUGCUAGCGAUAGUAACUAUUCCAUGUGUCAGUGCAUGAUCUAUGUCUGCCCCCUGGUCCCUAUUUACAAUCAUGGUAACGAUGAAAAAGGACUUGUGUAAAUGACUUGCCUACCAAGGGAAAUGCUGUGUGUGUGUGUGGGAUGCCUUUCUAUGACUUAAUUUAUUGAAGCAGUCGAUGCUGGAUGUGAGCACUGAUUUGAUCUCUCCUGUUAUGUGCGUGUCUUAAGCUGUUGCCAUGUGAUCCUGAAAAUGACCGUUAGAUAAUACUUUGAACAAAAAUAAAUUUGGUGAAAUAAAUCUG
Gadus morhua (Atlantic cod) is the source of this 3555-nucleotide messenger RNA. It is a transcript of the gene ncln, whose product is annotated as nicalin. The record is from RefSeq and is a predicted model, not a curated record. Gene Ontology annotation, biological process: regulation of signal transduction. Gene Ontology annotation, cellular component: membrane. NCBI's taxonomy places the organism in Eukaryota, Metazoa, Chordata, Actinopteri, Gadiformes, Gadidae. The transcript is spliced from 15 exons. The coding region runs from base 149 to 1894 and encodes 581 amino acids.